Molecule: messenger RNA, 1680 nt
Organism: Apus apus (common swift)
Lineage: Eukaryota; Metazoa; Chordata; Aves; Apodiformes; Apodidae
Gene: GFRAL
Product: GDNF family receptor alpha like
Biological process (GO): nervous system development
Cellular component (GO): external side of plasma membrane; signaling receptor complex
Molecular function (GO): signaling receptor activity
Source: RefSeq, a predicted model, not a curated record
CCGCGGGCGGAGAUGUCCGCGCUCCUCUGCCUCGUGUUGUUCGUGUACUUCACAAGUAUGUCUACUGCCCAGACUACUGAUUGUCUGCACUUGAGGGAGCAAUGUAUAAAUGCUGCAAAUGGAUGUGAGAGUGUCUGGAAUAUUGCUGAAGAUAUCUGCAAUAUAUCAGGUAAUAGAUGCAAGGCAGAAGACACUAUUGGAUGUAACAAAAUCAUCCAGGUCCUGGCUGACAAAUACCCAGAAUUUAAAAACUGUAUCUGCACUACAGACGAUUUCUGUAGCAUCAAGACUUUGUUUGGCAAACAGUGCAGCAUUGAUAAAGAAUAUGUGUAAACUUCCUCAAGAUCAGGUAUGGAACUGAGUUUUAGGCAACACAGAAACCUCAAAGGCCAAAGCCACCCAGAAGUGUUAGGGAAUGACUGCAGUAUUGCAAAGCAACACUGAGGAAACCCUUACUGUUUUCUAGUGUCUAAGAGCUUCCAGAGAGUGUGCCAGGCAGACACAGCAAAAUGCAGGUUCCCGAUGGUCAACCAGGAAUGUUUGUCAGCAUGGAAAACACUGAGAAAAACAGUGCUGGGAGAGUGUAAGUGCUCAGAGCCACUUCAGAUGAGAUAUGUUAAGAUAUGGAAGGGAAUAUUUAACAACCCUUGUUUACGGUACUCCAAAAACAGCCAAGCUUCAGCAGUGAGUGAAAAGGAUGAUGGGGAUGAUGAUGAUGAUGAUGAUGAUGUUGAUGAUGAGAAAAAUCAGGACACUGGCACAGACACUAUUAGUAUGGAAGCAAAAUUACAAUGGAGUUUAUCUGCCCUCACCAAACAGGCAUACACAGCAGACAAAACCUGUUUGGAUGUGAACAAGGAGUGUGUUGAAGAUGCAGUAUGUAACAAACAGUUGUCCCUGUACCUUAAGGUUUGCUCAGUAAAUAAGAAGUGCAACAUGGAAGAAUGUCAAGCAGCCAUAAGGUUCUUCUAUCAAAACAUGCCUUUUGAAGUUGCCCAAAUUAUGACAUUUUGUGAUUGUCCCCAGCCUGAUGAAUCCUGCCACAGAGCCAAAGAAUUGCUCCAUGGCAAGCCCUGUGCAGUUUCUGCAGUUCCACCCCCAUCAUGCCUGAAUAUAAUCCACAUGUGUGAAGAGAAUGAAUUGUGCAGAAAAAAAUACAAAACUUUUCAUUCAAAGUGUUGGAGACAUGUGACAAAAAAAUGCUACAAUGAUGAAGCUUGUCUUGAAACCUUAACCAAGGGUGACCUGCCAUGUUCUGCAAACGCUGCUUGCAAAGCAGCCUACGUUGGCAGCUGGGGCACAACGCUGCGCAUGGAGUGCACCUGUCAGAAUCUACCCCCCGCGGAGCAGUCUUUGUGCAAGCUCUUCCAUCACAUGCUUCACAGCAAAUCCUGCUUCAGUGAGUUACGUCAGAUUUCCAUCAAGAAGAAAAAUUUACCUUGGGUAAACACAGAAAUGCCAGGAGAAAAGCUUUCCAGAGCACACCUCCAUUCUUCUUCAAUUAGUGGUGAAACAGUCUACAUUAUCGCCUAUUCCUCCUGCAUAGUUCUCAUCCUAGGAAUAGUCCUGCUGACUCUCCUAAAGAUCAGAGCCUGCAGAGCAAAACAUGAGGCAAGAAGUCCUUCGCCAGACCAUUCUUCUGAAACAUUUAUGGUCCAUUAUAAAAGUCACAGAUGAACU